Messenger RNA from Astyanax mexicanus (Mexican tetra), 8306 nucleotides. Its product is annotated as liprin-alpha-3. Gene Ontology annotation, cellular component: presynaptic active zone. Gene Ontology annotation, molecular function: protein binding. Lineage: Eukaryota; Metazoa; Chordata; Actinopteri; Characiformes; Acestrorhamphidae. Gene Ontology annotation, biological process: synapse organization. Bases 780 to 4190 code for a protein of 1136 amino acids. The record is from RefSeq and is a predicted model, not a curated record. The transcript has 30 exons.
GUGUGUGCGCGCGCCUCACCACAGCAUCUCUACCGUCUACCAUUUACACACACACUCACACUCACACACACUCAUACACACUCUCACACAGAACGAGCCUCGCGCACAGAGGAAUAAUGGUGUUUCCGAUAUUGUGGCCGGUCGGUUCGGGUCUGUUGUGUUUGAUCUCGCCGCCGCCGAUGCUGUCUCUGCGCGCGCGCCACGCUCUCAGCAGCGACCAGCCCUGACUCUUCAGCCCCUGUAUCUUUAAGCCACGCCAAUUUUCAUCUCUGAUUGGCUGAAUAGACUUGAUCACCUCCCACGUCUACACAACCUGGUGCUAAUCAUACACAUAUUUAUUGGUGAUCUGUAGGAACUCCACCUAUACGUAGCCUGAUGUACGUCUACUGUACCUACUGUACCUACGUGGUUCUACCUUAAAUUGUUGGUAUGAAGUAAACAUGGCCCACUAAUCUAGAGCUUUCUGAACAUGGCCUGGAUGUGCUGUAAUUCAGCCCAGCCCAUCUGCUGCCAUGGUUACCAGCGCAUUCGUUUAUUCCAUCGUUAACGCUAAUUGAUGUUUACAACACAAUGCCUGCUCGCUUCCUGAUGAGCACAGGAACCUAAACCCUCACCUGCUGGAAGCACAGUCCACAAAAACCCAACCUGCACCAGGUUUAUGGUCACUAAUUACGGUUCCUAAUUAAGCGUACGUGGUUUUUGUCGUGGAAACCGCCUGGACUUCACGUCCUGUAAAAGCACAGAAUCAAUAAGCCCACGGCAUCUUCAGUUACGUCAAGAUGAUGUGCGAAGUGAUGCCCACCAUCUCUGAAGAUGGGCGUACAGGGGGCGUGUCAGGAAGUGGAACAGGUGGAGGGACCGAGGGCGGAGGUCUGGAGUGCGUGAUGGUCAGCAUGCUGGCGGAGCGAGAGCGACUACUGGACAGCCUGAGGGAUACCCAGGAGACCCUGAGCACCGCCCAACUCCGCCUACGAGAACUCAGCCACGAGAAGGAGUCGCUCCAGAGACAACUCUCCAUCGCCCUGCCUCAGGAGUUUGCUGUGUUAACCAAGGAGUUGAAUACGUGUCGUGAGCAGCUGCUGGAGAGAGAGGAGGAAAUCGCUGAACUGAAAGCUGAGCGAAAUAACACACGGCUGCUGCUGGAGCAUCUGGAGUGUUUGGUGUCUCGUCAUGAGCGUUCUCUGAGGAUGACGGUGGUGAAGAGGCAGGCCCAGGCCCAGAGCGGAGUCUCCAGCGAGGUGGAGGUCCUGAAGGCCCUCAAAUCACUCUUCGAACAUCACAAAGCCUUGGACGAGAAGGUACGGGAGCGUCUGCGUGUGGCCUUGGAGAGGGUGGCAGUGUUAGAGGAUCAACUAGCAGCAUCUGCUCAAGAGCGACUGUCGAAUGGCGCCGCCCUGCAGGACGAUGGUGAGAGAGAGCGGCAGAGGGCUGAACUCGCUCAGCUGAAGGAGAGACUUGCCAUCAUGUGCCGCCAGGUGGGGGAGAUAGAGGAGCAGUUGGCCACUGCCAGGAGGGAGCUGGCCAAAUCUGAAGAAGCCAAUCAGAAACUCCAGAGGGAAGUAAAAGAGGCUCUGUGUCAGAAGGAGGAUAUGGAGGAGAGGAUCACUACACUGGAGCGCAGGUAUCUGAACGCUCAGAGAGAGGCCACGUCUUUACACGAUGUUAAAGAUAAACUGGAGAAUGAACUCGCCAGUAAAGAGUCUCUGUACAGACAGAGUGAGGAGAAGAACCGGCACCUGCAGGAACGUCUGGAUGAAGCGAAGCAGAAACUGCAGCAGAGAGCAGAAACCCUGCCUGAGAUCGAGGCUCAGCUCGCACAGAGAGUAGCAGCACUCAAUAAGGCUGAGGAACGUCACGGGAACUUUGAGGAAAGGCUGAGGCAGAUGGAGGCCCAGCUGGAGGAGAAGAACCAGGAGCUCCAGAGGGCGAGACAGAGGGAGAAGAUGAAUGAUGAGCAUAAUAAGCGUCUGUCUGAUACGGUGGAUCGGCUGCUGUGUGAAUCUAACGAGAGGCUUCAGCUCCACCUGAAGGAACGGAUGUCUGCUCUGGAGGAGAAGAAUGCCCUGUCUGAAGAACUGGCCAACAUGAGGAAGAUCCAGGAUGAUCUGUUAACUAACAAGGAUCAGCUGAUUGCUGAGCUGGAGAGGAUGCAGUUGGAGCUGGACCAGCUGAAAGGACGACCAAGCUCCUCCCAGUCCACCAGGGCUGGCAGUGCCUCCUCUCUUCCCUCCACGCUGUUCCGCCGCUCUCUACACGGCAGCGCCACCGAGCUCCCGUUCCUGCCAGCAGGGGGCUCCCUCCCCUCCCGCCGCAGGACGCCAGGACGCAAGUACGGCGGCUGGGAUGAAGGCUGCUCUGAUGAUGAGGAGGAUCGGGAGGCCAUGUUUGGAUCAGAGCUCAUAUCUCCUGGAGGACAGACGGACGUUCAGACUCUUGCUAUCAUGCUUCAGGAACAGCUGGAGGCCAUCAACAAGGAGAUCAAGUUAAUUCAGGAGGAGAGAGAGAGUGCGGAUAUGAGGGCGGAGGAGAUAGAGAGCAGGGUGAACAGUGUGGUUCUGGAUGAGACCAUGCUCCCUCCUUCCUCUCUGGGUGGAGGUAGAGAUGGAAGUGGGCGGGGCUUCAUCCCUCCCUCCCUCACUUCUUCCACUCUGGCCUCCCCCUCGCCCCCCAGCUCCGGCCACACCACCCCCCACCUGCCCCCGUCCUCACCUGCCCGAGAUCCGGACGCACAGAACGGUAAAGAGGAUGAAAAGGCGCUCGCCCUCAUAGACUCCUCCUCUGCGACUGUCCCUCGAGCUCUGCGAUUGGACAGAAUGACCCACACACACCCAGGGGCGGGGCUUGAUGACCCGCGGGAUUUCCGCAGUCUCUCCGUGGACUCGGCCGUGUGCAGCAGUACUGAUUCUCUGCAUAAAUCCAGUAAGAGGAAAAGCAUCAAAUCCUCCAUCGGCCGUCUGUUCGGGAAAAAAGAGAAGGGCAGAGGGGGCGGGGCUCCGCGAGACUCCGCCUCACUAGCAUCAACUCCGUCUGAUGAUCUGGCUGCUGAUCCACUCAGCCUCAAACUGGGAACACUGGAGAAAGAGCGCCGCAGUAAAAAGAAGCAUGACCUGCUGGAGGAGGCGUGUCGUCAGGGGCUUCCCUUUGCAUCGUGGGACGGCCCCACCGUGGUCACCUGGCUGGAGCUGUGGGUGGGCAUGCCGGCGUGGUACGUGGCAGCGUGUCGCACUAACGUGAAGAGCGGGGCGGUGAUGGCGAACCUGUCGGAUACGGAGAUCCAGAGAGAGAUCGGGAUCAGUAACCCCCUCCACCGCCUGAAGCUCCGCCUCGCCAUCCAGGAGAUGGUCUCCCUCACCAGCCCCUCAGCCCCCGCCAGCACUCGCUCCUCCACCAGUAAUAUCUGGAUGACCCAUGAGGAGAUGGAGUCUCUGGCAGCAGCUACUAAACCCGAGCAGAAGGAAAUCAGCUGGGAUCAGAUCCUGGCGUAUGGAGAUAUGAAUCACGAGUGGCUGGGUAACGAGUGGCUGCCGAGUCUGGGUCUUCCUCAGUACCGCAGUUACUUCAUGGAGUCUCUGGUGGACGCCCGCAUGCUGGACCAUCUCACCAAGAAGGAGUUGAGGGGACAGCUGAAGAUGGUGGACAGCUUCCACAGGGUGAGUCUGCAUUACGGCAUCAUGUGUCUGAAGCGUUUAAACUACGACCGGAAAGAGCUGGAAAGACGGAGGGAAGAGAGCCAGAACGAAAAUCAAGACGUGAUGGUGUGGUCUAACGAGCGCGUGAUGCUGUGGGUUCAGUCGAUCGGUCUGAAGGAGUUUGCUGAUAAUCUGAGGGAGAGCGGAGUUCACGGCGCUCUGCUGGCUCUCGACGACACUUUCGACUUUACAGAUUUAGCACUUCUACUACAAAUCCCCAACCAGAACACACAGGCCCGGCAGCAGCUGGAGAAGGAGUUCAGUUCCCUCAUCUCUCUCGCCACCGAGAGACGACUGGACGAGGAGGGUGGUAAGACGUUCACUCGUUCUCCUUCGUGGAGGAGAAUGUUCCGGGAGGCUUCAGAUCCCUCAGAAAACCUGCCAGCCAAUAUCAGAGCUUCUGCACUGGCCACGCCCCCUCUCACUCUCCGCAAAGUACAGAGUGAAGUUAGUCCAACCUGCCGAGGAGAGGCGGGCUCAGUGAGGACGUACUCCUGCUGAACUACAUCACCCACAAUGCAAUUCUCCCUUUAAAACCUGAAAGCGGGGAAUAGAACAAGCAAGAUCAUAAAGAAGAAACCAUAAAUACACGUUUAGCCGCAAAAGAAGAGAAAGUGAGACGUAUCGAAACUCUACGCCGAGUCUGAAGACAUACUGAAUAAACUGUGGAUCUGGUUAUAGAUCGUGGAUUCACAUUUUGAGAUGUUAUUGUGAAUUAUGAAAGGUCUUGGCUGAAAACAGUAAAACACAUUUAUAUUUAGGAGGACCAGAAUGCUCAUUAUCCACCUCUCAAACAUGCCAAGUCCAAACCGAGCACUGAACACUGAACUGGAUCUGGAGACGGAGGAGGAAGUGCUGAACUGGUAAUUCAGUAGCUAUCUUGCACACUUUAAGGAGUAUAAAGAAGAUGAACUGGUCUAUUUUACCUGUGGGAAUCUCUGGAUGUUUAACGCUCUUGAAGAAAAUGACGGACGCAUGAUUGAUUAUGAGUUACGACUUCCUGAAGGGUUUGGAGGCUGUUUACUUACCCGAACCCCAACCCCAGGAAUCAGGUCUACACCCAGACUGAGGGAAAACGUCUAGAACUGCAGCUUUAAAGCCAUACGAACUCCAGACGAGCUGAACGGAUCACCAACAGGAGCUAAAGAGAAGGUGAAGAAAAGAGCGACAAAGACGUAAAUCUCUGUGGAAAGGCCUGCAGACGAGUGGUGUGUUACAAUAACCGUGUACAAACUGAUGCAGAAAUGUAUUUCGUGUGUGUGCAAUUGUGUGUUUGCAUUUGUGUAUGCAGAACUGCCUGAGAAACGGUAGGUCUUACCUUAAUCCUGGAUCGGGGCUGAACUCGAACUCCUGCCGAGUCUCAGCCCGUACCUGUCGGUAGGUACAUGAAUGUAAUAGUUAUUUUGUAUGUGAGUGUUAAGCAGCCUGUUCAGCGUCAUCGUUUUCCCCAAUUGUUUACACACUCUGAUUCUGAAGCUCUGGAAGAGUACAGCAUAUCCGCGAGCUUCGGUGGCAUACUUGAAUGAAAGGUAGCACUGUUGAGCACUUAACUUAAACUCAAACAUCUGCACAACUUGCCAUUUGUAGGUUUGUUUAGGGUUGCAAUUGGAAGGCUCUUCUCGGAAGGCCGUACGUGAGCACAGUUUUUUUUGUAUGCCAAACAAUGAGAGUAGAAUCAGAAAUGAAGGAAGAGCGGGAGGUCGCAGGUUCGAACCCCCGCUCAUGCAGCUUUGCCAUCAAGCUGCCGGUGUUUAGAAGGAGCACAAUUGUCUCUGCUCCCUCUGGGGUGGGUAGAUGGCGCUCUUUCCCCAUCGCACUCAAGGUGGCGCUGGGCGGCACGAGGCGUCUGUGAGCGGAUGUAUCGGAACCUAGCCGCUGUGCUUUCCUCCGAGCGCGUUGUGAUGCUGCUCAGGCAGUGAUUCAUCAGCAGCAGCUCGAAAAAAGGGGUGAUUGACUUCACACGUGUCGGAGGAGGCGUGUGCUCGUCUGCAUCCCCCAAAGGUCACGGGCGUCACCGGUGAUGGGGACGCACAAAGGGGUGGGACAAUUGGAUAUCCAAAUUGGGAGAAAAUGGGGAAAAAUCAGAAAAAAAAAACAAAAAAAAAAAAAGAAAUGAAGGAAGAGGAGAAGAAGAAGAAGAAGAAGAUCAGGAUCAGAUUGUGGUCAGUGAUGGACUGGAGAACAAACCCUAGUCAGGUAGAUUGGCUGCACAGUCUUCAGGUAGUUGGUAGAUUCAGUCUGGGCCAUAUUGCAGAGCAUUCGGAAAAGUAAAGCCAGGUGGAAACCGUGUGAUUUUAGCCUGAUUUUAAGCCCAAUCUGGUAGUAUGUAACUUAAUUUUUAGCUACAUCAUGCCUUGAUUGUCGUGCAGUGUGAGAGGGGAGGCACUGUCUGAUUAACUGUCCAAACCAAGCUGCGGAUGAGCAGUCAGACACGAUAAGGGAUUUCUGAUAUGCUAGAAAUUUUAGUCGCUUGUCUCACAGUGUGAGCGAAUUCUUCAAAAGUGAUUUCUUAACGUCACGACCUGUUUUCCCAAAUUUUACUGCAAAUAUACCCAUUAAAAUGCCUUUCUUUUGAAGUGACCUCAAAUGAUACAGUGCACAGCAGGUCACGAAAACCCUUCAUGUCAUCCAACUACGUGUAAUAUAAAAGAGGAAAACCAGUACUGUAGAUUGCAUAGACCAGGGGUCGGCAAUUAAGUUUAGCUGCGGGCCCGAUAUUUUCCAAGCCAAAAACACACCGCUCCUCACGCGGGAUCCAAUGUUAUUGGUGAAUUGGGACACGACUGGGAAAAAACAACCUUAUAAGGAAAUAGAGAGCCCAAGAACGGGCAGAACGAGCAAAAGAUUUCUGGAGACUUUUAAGAAUCAAAAUCCUUCCAGAAACCACAGAGGAGCUAAACAUUUCCAGAACUGUUAAACCCUGUAGGAACUAAAGAACUGUAGAACCAUUUGAGGAACUGAAAUGUUCAAAUAUUAUUCAGCAAGCAACUAAAGAACCUCAACACAGCAAACAUGGAGAAAACUCAAGAUUUAUCUUCUUUUUUUUUUGCUGCUUCAUCCAUUUUCUGUUUUAAAGACAAACUUUUGAAUCCAGGCCAAAUACCUAAAGUGUUAAAUCUAUGGAAAUGUUAGUCCACAUUUCUAUUUUAAUAAUAGAUUUUAACUUCAUAGUGGUGAGAAGUUUCUGUGAAAAACAGUAAGCUUCACCUGAUCUACAGACAAGAACUUACCAUGCAGAAGAAAAUAACAGGGUUCCUGGGUUUCCUGAACCUAUGGAUCGAUGGUUCUUCUGGUGGAUAUGAGCCUAAAAGCCUCUAAAAGCUUUUUCUUUUCUGGAUGCAUGUCUACAUGAUUUUUAAAAGGUUCUCCCAGUGCAUCCGUUCCUACAAGAUCUGAAAAUGUGCAUCAGGUGGACACACAGCCAAAAGUUGUGAUGGUUGUAAAGGUAAUGGUUUUUCUAAUGGUUGUGUAUCUCUAGUUGGCCUGUAACGCUCCAAUUGGUUUGGUGAAUACAUGCCUUAAAAUGACCGAAAUUACCUAAAAAAAAAAAAAGGUUGAACAGGCUCCUCUGUAAAGUUGCCCAUAAUGUUUUGUGAUAAAGCAGAUCUUUCAGUUUAUUUCAGGGCAUUAAUUUCUCAGUAACAAGAUAGAAACGAUUAAAGAUGACAAACAAAUUAUAAAAUGCAUAAAAUAAAACUAUAAUAUUAUUUUAUAGUACAAUAAUAUAAUAACUGACUCAUGGUAGGAGUAGACUUUUACAGUCUGCACAGUUUUUGUUGUUCAGUUAAUCAAACAAAAUGUAUAUGUAUUAAAUAUACAUAUAUGAGCAUGUUUACAGUACUUUUAUGUACAUACGUUUUUUUAACUCAGCAGGCAAAGAAUAAAACCUUUGAGAUUUUUUUUCUUAGCCUUUAACCUGAAUUAGGGCUUUAUCUGGGGGCUGGACUGUGUGAAGUUGCGUUGAGUUGUGUUUUUUUGUGGUUUUGUGCCUGAAAGAAAACUAGUUCUGAGCUGCAGGUUCAGAAACUGUGUGAACAAUUGGGAAGAACGUAUUUAGAAUAAUUUUAUUUUGAUUAUAACGAAGGACAUUUGAUGUAGCGUGUGCAUAUUUUGAACUACUCGAAUAAUAGUCUUCUCUGAUAUGUAUAGGUGAAAACUGGCAUUAGUGGCUGUGAUGAAAAUGAGGGGGGUAAACUCCUGUAAGCUUUUUAUUUUCGGUGUUCUUACUGUACAUUCAAGUUUUGUGUGUGUAGGUUUGUGUGUGUGACAAAAGGACUAUUAGAUAAACCACAUCCUCCAAACAUUUAAUACAGUCUCCCAACCGGACUGAUCUUUUACAGCUGAAUGCUUGAAACCCUUAAAUAUAAAACAUUUCACUUACUACAAACCCUGGUACAAUACUGUAUAUUUUGUAAUAAUUCAAAAGGAAUACUUAUUGUGCUUAAUUAUAUGUAGUAUUGUGAAUCAGCAGAGCAAAGUAGCCUCUAUCAAGCUUGUCUUUGAAAUGUCAUUGUAAAAAAAUAUCAUAAAAAUGAAGAAAAACUGUCUGUAUUCUGAAACUCACAAAUUCAAACUUGGAUAAAACAAGUAAAGAAGUGAGAAUAAGAGCAAUGAUGA